Messenger RNA from Trichechus manatus latirostris (Florida manatee), 2641 nucleotides. RefSeq names its product flotillin 2 (gene FLOT2). Gene Ontology annotation, biological process: protein localization to plasma membrane; regulation of myoblast differentiation. The coding region runs from base 103 to 1389 and encodes 428 amino acids. Gene Ontology annotation, cellular component: cytoplasmic vesicle; flotillin complex; plasma membrane. The transcript has 11 exons. Lineage: Eukaryota; Metazoa; Chordata; Mammalia; Sirenia; Trichechidae. The record is from RefSeq and is a predicted model, not a curated record.
GGGCACGGGCGGCCGCUGGGGGUGGCGGGAUAGGCUGGGCGCGGCCGGUUGCUGUUGUCCAGCUCUCUGCGGUUCCCAAGGGCCCUGCGUCCCGCCGGCGCCAUGGGCAAUUGUCACACGGUAGGGCCCAACGAGGCGCUGGUGGUUUCAGGGGGCUGUUGCGGUUCUGACUAUAAACAGUACGUGUUCGGCGGCUGGGCCUGGGCCUGGUGGUGUAUCUCCGACACACAGAGGAUUUCCCUAGAGAUUAUGACGUUGCAGCCCCGCUGCGAGGACGUAGAGACGGCCGAGGGGGUAGCUUUAACUGUGACGGGUGUCGCCCAGGUGAAGAUCAUGACGGAGAAGGAGCUCUUGGCCGUGGCCUGCGAGCAGUUCCUGGGCAAGAAUGUGCAGGACAUCAAGAACGUCGUCCUGCAGACCCUGGAGGGGCACCUGCGCUCCAUCCUUGGGACCCUGACUGUGGAGCAGAUUUAUCAGGACCGAGACCAGUUCGCCAAGCUGGUGCGGGAGGUGGCAGCCCCUGACGUCGGCCGUAUGGGCAUCGAGAUCCUCAGCUUCACCAUCAAGGACGUGUAUGACAAAGUGGACUAUCUGAGCUCCCUGGGCAAGACGCAGACUGCCGUGGUGCAGAGAGAUGCCGACAUUGGCGUGGCUGAGGCUGAGCGGGACGCGGGCAUCAGGGAAGCCGAGUGCAAGAAGGAGAUGCUAGAUGUGAAGUUCAUGGCAGACACCAAGAUCGCCGACUCCAAGCGAGCCUUUGAGCUGCAAAAGUCCGCCUUCAGUGAAGAGGUCAAUAUCAAGACGGCCGAGGCCCAGCUGGCCUACGAGCUGCAAGGGGCACGUGAGCAGCAGAAGAUCCGGCAGGAAGAAAUCGAGAUCGAGGUUGUGCAGCGCAAGAAGCAGAUCGCGGUGGAGGCACAGGAGAUCCUGCGCACAGACAAGGAGCUCAUUGCCACUGUGCACCGUCCGGCUGAGGCUGAGGCCCACCGCAUACAGCAGAUCGCCGAGGGUGAAAAGGUGAAGCAGGUCCUUUUGGCGCAGGCAGAGGCUGAGAAGAUCCGCAAAAUCGGGGAGGCGGAGGCUGCAGUCAUUGAGGCGAUGGGCAAGGGAGAGGCUGAGCGGAUGAAACUCAAAGCUGAAGCCUACCGGAAAUACGGGGACGCAGCCAAGAUGGCCUUGGUGCUGGAGGCCCUGCCCCAGAUUGCUGCCAAAAUCGCCUCCCCACUGACCAAAGUCGAUGAGAUUGUGGUCCUCAGUGGGGACAACAGCAAGGUAGCAUCAGAAGUGAACCGACUGCUGGCCGAGCUGCCUGCCUGUGUGCACGCCCUCACAGGUGUGGACCUAUCUAAGAUACCCCUGAUCCAGAAGGCCACUGGUGCACAGGUGUGAGGCUCGCAGGCCCACACCCUUCAGCAGCCACCUGCCCCUUCCUCCAGCACCUGGUGUAAUACCACAGGGACAACGGGAACGUUACUGGCUCUGGUGCCUUAUUUUGUAGGGACCAGAAGUGCUGCGUGUUCAGGCCAUCUCUGGCUGUCUUCCCUUCUUCCCUCCUGUCUCUGUCUGUCUCCCUCUGCCUUUCCACGGCCCCAUAUAUUCACUUUCACUGCCACGUUCAUCUGAUGGUCUCUUUCACCCUCACGUCCCUGUGUGUCUCUUCUUCUGUCUGUCUCCCUCUCUUUUCCCUCCCACUCCCUACAUACAUCACGUAGUUUAAGCUGAAGAUGUUUAUUAUAUUCACUGUCUGUCUGUGGGGUGCGGCCCUGCUGCUCCUCAGAAUCCUGGUGCCUUGAAGUUCUCCGUGCAUCUGUCCGUCCUCCCUAUGCCCUUGCCCAGAGCUCUGCAUGGGUGCAGGGGUUCUGGGUAGGACGGCCACCCUUCCCACCCCUGGCCUGGUCUUCCCAGCCCUACGCCCUGCCCCAAGGAAGCCCUGGCCUUAGCUGCUGCUGCCCCUCCCUCUGGGCCUGGGUAGCCGUGGCCUCAGGACCCAGGGCCACUGCCCUUCUCUCCCCCUCCCCCAGCCCCAGGCCUGAUCUCAUACUCCAGCCCUGUCUCCCCCACACCAGGGGCACAGAGGGAAGGCCUCCUGUCUGUAGCAGCUCCCUCAGUUUACUGCUGCCUUAGGAGGCCCCUGCUUGUGCUCCGGGAAGUCAAGUCCCCUUCAUGGGCAUGUCCCUGCUAGGUGGGGAGAGUUUGGUCUCAACUCUGCUAAGCCUUUCUGGGAUCGGGGCCAGGCCAGUGGGGACAGGAAAGUAUGUAGACUUUUCCCGCUAGGGCUGUGCUGCCUUGGCUAUCGGGCCCUGCCAGCAGACAAGGCUGUGUACAGAACUGAGUGCUGCAGGCUGGCCAGGCCCCAUACCCCCUGUGCCAUCUUUCUUUCUGGCCAAGUGGCAGGGUUCCAGCAAUGCGGAAGCUGCCCAAUCCUCUCUCUCCUUGCUCCGGUGGAGACAGAAGAGCCCAGGCCCAAGUGUCCUGGCAGGGGUGCUGUGGGUGUCCUUUGGUCCUAAUCCCCCACUCCUGGUUCUGCCCCAGCCUGUGUAGCUGUUCCUGCAUGUGGAUGCUGCAUGUCUGGUCUGGGGCUUGGAUGCUGCACUGCCCCACCACCUGUCCCAUCUGGUAUAAUAAAGAUCUUUUAUGCCCA